Molecule: messenger RNA, 951 nt
Organism: Helianthus annuus (common sunflower)
Lineage: Eukaryota; Viridiplantae; Streptophyta; Magnoliopsida; Asterales; Asteraceae
Product: probable GTP diphosphokinase RSH2, chloroplastic
Exons: 3
Coding region: 33-812 (259 amino acids)
Biological process (GO): guanosine tetraphosphate metabolic process
Cellular component (GO): chloroplast
Source: RefSeq, a predicted model, not a curated record
GAUUGUGUAUAUGGUGUAGGAAAAAGUUAAGCAUGGAUGAAAUUCAUGAUAUUCAUGGGCUACGGCUGAUUGUGGAAAAUGUUGAAGACUGUUAUAAAGCAUUAGACCUUGUUCAUGGUUUAUGGCCUGUAGUUCCUGGAAAAUUCAAGGACUACAUAAAUCAGCCCAAGUGUAAUGGGUAUCGAUCUCUGCACACAGUAGUAAUGGGGAAGGGAUUGGUCCCACUUGAAGUUCAAAUUAGAACAAAAGAAAUGCAUUCUCAGGCGGAGUUUGGGUUUGCAGCUCACUGGAGAUACAAAGAAGGAGACUGCAUGCAUUCCACAUUUGUGCUACAGAUGGUUGAAUGGGCCCGUUGGGUGGUGACCUGGCAGUGUGAGACAAUGAUGAAAGAUCAAUCGUCCAUUGGCUACACAGAUGCCAUGAAACCACCCUGCAAAUUCCCUUUUCAUUCUGAAGAUUGCCCACAUUCUUACAAACCUUCUUGUGGAUCUGACGGACCCGUGUUUGUCAUUGUGAUCGAGAAUAACAAGAUGUCAGUGCAAGAAUUCCCUGCAAAUUCAAGGGUGAAGGAUCUCGUAGAUGUACGAUAUGGGUUUUCAGUGAAAGAAGAAGUACUGCUGAAAGUAAAUCGUGAAGCGGUCGAUGAUUUUAACUUUAGGUUGCGAAUGGGGGAUGUAGUGGAACUUGGUCCUAAGUUACCUGACAAAUCAUUAACGGAAUACAGGGAGGAAAUUCAGCGGAUGUAUGAGAUUGGGCAACCUGCAACAAGCAGGCAAAGAAUUGCUGGUUACAGGGUUGGUUGGAGAAGAUGAAGAUGAAGAUAAAGAUAAUAGGGUUAACUGGUUAAGUUACAUAUUGGGAAAAUGAUUUAGUGUAUAUACGGGGGCAGGGUUGUACAUAAUUAUGGUGUCAGGUGAAUGUUAUUUAGAUAGUUAUUCUUAUAUGUGAAUU